Eremothecium cymbalariae DBVPG#7215 is the source of this 1173-nucleotide messenger RNA. RefSeq names its product diacylglycerol cholinephosphotransferase (gene CPT1). NCBI's taxonomy places the organism in Eukaryota, Fungi, Ascomycota, Saccharomycetes, Saccharomycetales, Saccharomycetaceae. The transcript is spliced from 2 exons. Gene Ontology annotation, biological process: phospholipid biosynthetic process. Gene Ontology annotation, molecular function: phosphotransferase activity, for other substituted phosphate groups. Bases 1 to 1173 code for a protein of 390 amino acids. The record is from RefSeq and is a predicted model, not a curated record. Gene Ontology annotation, cellular component: membrane.
AUGGGUGUUUUCAUUCCUCAUUCUAAGUUAAAAAAUUUGAAGGACUAUAGCUAUCAAAGUGAAGAUCGUUCAUUGAUAUCUAAAUAUGUGUUGAAGCCAUUUUGGGCAAAGUUUGUCAACAUAUUUCCGUUAUGGAUGGCACCGAAUGCAGUUACGUUAACAGGGUUCGGAUUUAUAAUUGUUAACGUUCUAACGGCUUUGUAUUUCAAUCCAAAUUUAGAUACGGAGUCGCCUCGUUGGACGUACUUCUCAUAUGCGAUAGGUUUGUUUCUUUAUCAAACAUUUGAUGCGUGUGAUGGUGCCCAUGCACGUCGAACCUCACAGUCUGGCCCCUUGGGUGAAUUAUUCGAUCAUUCCAUUGAUUCCUUGAAUACGACUUUAUCCAUAUUAGUUUUCUGUGCUGUGGUAAACUGUGGGUACACGUUUUUGACCCUUUUGAUUCAAUUUGCGUUGUUGUGUAACUUCUAUUUGAGUACCUGGGAAGAGUAUCACACGCAUAAACUAUUUUUGAGUGAAUUCAGUGGGCCAGUCGAGGGUAUUCUUCUAAUAGUGUUAAGUUUCAUUCUUACCGGUAUUUAUGGUCCACAGAAGAUAUGGCAUACUAGGAUAACGGAGCUGAACUUUGUUGGUUACUCCUAUGAGGUCGAAUCACAGCAUGUGGUUUAUGGAUUAUGUGGGUUGGGUCUGAUUUUCAACAUUUUAUCCGCCAGAAGGAAUGUUGUGAAAUAUUAUCACCAAAAAUAUGGUGCUUCUGCAUCAACUACCAAGCAAGUUGUGGAUGCAACAUGGCAAUUGGUACCGUUCUUCGCUUUCUUCGCCUCGUUAUUUAUUACCGGAGUUUUGGAACCGUCCUUCAUCUCUUUGCCAACCGUUUUAUCAUCCGGCUUAACUGUUGCCUUCACUGUGGGUAGAAUUAUAGUGGCACAUUUGACUAUCCAGCAGUACCCAAUGAACAACAUUCCGAUGUAUAUCCCUACAGUCUCAUUUAUGCUCAAGUUUUUAUUCGUGAAUCUGCUAGGCUAUCAACUGGAUCAAUGCCUAUUUGCAUUGAGCUGGUUGGGUUUCGGUUUAAGUCUUGGUAUCCAUGCAAUGUUUAUUAUGGAGGUUAUUUACGAAUUCACCAAUUACUUGGAUAUAUAUGUGUUGUCCAUUAAACAUCCAAAGAUAGCCUGA